CAACACAUUUGACAUUAGCCUAACCUAAAAUAAAAGACAACUUCAUUAGCUUCAAAUCAAAUUUGUAUUUUUUAAUUUCAAUUUCAAGUUCUCAACAAUUAAAUAUUAAUUUUUUUAUAGUUUAAAGUGCGAUUUUUCUUACUAUCUGUUACCUAACUUUGAAUUUGACGUUGACAUCGGGGAGUGAUGAUUUUUUUAAAUUGUUGUAGUGUUAAAUAUAGUCAAAAUUAAUAAGAAGUAUGAACAACUUUAGACAACUUAUAUUUAAUGCAUUUCGAGUAAAUAAGUUACGAAACUCCGCGAUAGUAAAAAAUGUCUGCUUCAGAGAGAAUCCCAGAACUUUUACAGCUAUCACAAAAUUCCCAUUUGUACCCAACCUCCAAAAAAAUACUUUAUUCAGUAUUCAUAAAAGUGUCUUAGCUGUGAGUUUACUAACUUGGCUAGGGUUUGCAAAAGAGGACGAAGAAAAGGAAUCAGAACUAAUAAUGACCUUAAAGAGAGCUGUGCUUUGUAUGCAAAGAGAACAGUUCGAGAAAGCCGAGCAAAUGCUUCAUCUUGCAUUGAGAAUAGCACAGCAGCAACAAAAUGAACAAGGUAUAGUUUAUUGCUACGAUUUAAUGGCGAAUUUAGCAUUUGAUCAAAGGGAUUUAAAUAAGGCACAUAAAUUAUUUGUAAGUGUCCUACAAAUGCUUCUUAGUUCUGGAAUUGCAGACGAUGAUAUUAAGGUAAUUCACAUAAGCUUAAAACUAGCUAGAAUAUGCCAACUUUAUGCUGAAAUUGAAAAUGCCGAAAUCGGUUAUAAAUGGUGCCUGGAACAAAUCAAAAAGAAAAAAGCCCAGACAGAUGACAGCAAAGUACUAAACGGAGUCAUACAUGAUUGGUACGCUCAAUUCCUAUUAGACAAAGGAGAAGUCAACAAAGCUUUAGUGCAUCUUAAAGAAGCUCAUAAAAUAUGUAGCGAGAUGGUGGGCAACAGUUCUGAUGAAGCAGUUUUAUUAUUAAAUGACUUAGGUACUACGAGUUUUAGAGCUGAAGAUAUGGUGAACGCAGAAAAGUAUUUAACGGAAGCUGUUAGUAUAGGAAAACAGCUUGAAGACAAAUCACAUUUAGGGGUUGUACAGGCCAAUUUAGGCUUAGUUUUACUAGAUAAGGGCUUUAUGGAUUUAGCAGAAAAGAAUUGUAAAGAGGCGUGGCAUUUAGGAAGGAAGCUUGAGAACAGCGAAUCAAUUAACCAGGCCAGUUAUUGUUUAGACCAAAUAAAGAUGAAUUUGGAAGAGAAGAGCAAGAAAGUGCCAGCGUAGUCUAGAUAUUUUAUGACGUUCAGUAUUUUUGUUAUUAAUUUUUUUAAAUAAAAUAUAUUAUAUUUUGA
This is a messenger RNA of Diabrotica virgifera virgifera (western corn rootworm), 1369 nucleotides long. It is a transcript of the gene Ttc19, whose product is annotated as tetratricopeptide repeat protein 19 homolog, mitochondrial. NCBI's taxonomy places the organism in Eukaryota, Metazoa, Arthropoda, Insecta, Coleoptera, Chrysomelidae. Gene Ontology annotation, cellular component: mitochondrial inner membrane. Gene Ontology annotation, molecular function: protein binding. Gene Ontology annotation, biological process: mitochondrial respiratory chain complex III assembly. The transcript is spliced from 3 exons. Bases 240 to 1301 code for a protein of 353 amino acids. The record is from RefSeq and is a predicted model, not a curated record.